This is a messenger RNA of Iphiclides podalirius (scarce swallowtail), 237 nucleotides long. NCBI's taxonomy places the organism in Eukaryota, Metazoa, Arthropoda, Insecta, Lepidoptera, Papilionidae. The record is from the annotation of a GenBank genome assembly.
AUGCAUCGCACGAGGGAUACGUCCGAGUGGCGAGCACGUGGUGGAGCGGUCGCCGCGCGCGCUGGAAGGCUGCUACGCCGCCAUUGGCCGCCGCCGCCCCUCCCACCGACGCACGCGCACGCACUCCUAACGACCAGCUCUCGCUUGCGAGCGCUCAGCGAAAUCUCGAGUCGAUUCGGCGUCGAUCUAGAUAAGCUGAUCGCUGUGCGAUGGACAAGCGCGAAUGACACGGCCGUG